AGCAUAUUGACAAGACACUAAAGGUCAAAGAACAAUCAACCAAAACACUCGCUUUACCUUCCCAAAAAAAGUUCUCUUAUGGCUGCUUCUUCUUCUGUGAGACCAACCACAACGGGACCUCAAGUGUUCAUCAACUUCCGCGGAAAAGAUGUGCGCAACGGCUUCUUAAGCUUUCUUGAGCCUGCCAUGAGAGAAGCUAACAUAAACGUCUUCAUAGACAAGCAUGAAGUGGUGGGCACAGAUCUGGUUAACCUUUUUGUUAGGAUCCAAGAGUCAAGAGUAGCGGUGGUGAUCUUCUCUAAGGAUUACACAAGUUCGGAAUGGUGCUUAGAUGAGCUGGCCCAGAUCAAGGAUUGCAUCGAUCAAGGCGGUCUCAAUGUGAUUCCCAUCUUCUACAAACUUGCACCUUCCUCCGUGGAAGAACUCAAAGGAGGCUUUGGCGAUAGUUUCAGGGUUCUAAAGUGCAAAUAUAAAGACGAGCCUGAAAGAACUCAAAAAUGGGAAGAAGCUUUAAAGUCUAUUCCUAAAAUAAAGGGCCUGACCUUGUCAGAAAAAAGUGAUAGGAACGAAAGAGAGUUCAUGAAUGAAACGAUUUUCGAGAUUCAGAGAUCGCUGUCACAAAUCGCCGUGAAGGGAAACCCGAAGGUAGAAUCGAAUUCACUAGGAGGAUUUAUGGUCCCUGCAAGGAGACUUGUCAUUACUCACGCUGAGAAUCCUGAAAAAUGGACCUGGAGUGCUAUCUACGACAGACCACACAAAGCCGACAUCGAAAUUGCAACGAUGAUUAACACUCAUAGCUUAAUAAAAAUAAACGGAGAUUUUCACACGAGAAAAUUGAUACCGGGGAAAAAGUACGAGGUGGUGUUUCUUGUGAGGCUAGAUGAUACAUCUUUGGGAUGGAAGAAUGACGUGACCCUGACGCUGAAGCUGGUCAUGGGUGAUAAAACGGGAAAUGAGAAAGAGAAAAAGUUGUAUUUGGACGAAUACAUAGGAGAAAAUUGGGUGGAUAUUCUUGUCGGAGAAUUUGAGGCGCCGCCAAAGAAAGACGACGCAAAGAUCUUUUUCUCGAUGUAUCAGUAUGUGGACACUGACAAGAAGAGUGGUCUUGUUGUCAAAGGUUUUGCAAUUCGUCCAGCGUAGUGAGGCACAAAAGCAAAGCAUACUGGAUCAAAUUUCUGUUUAACUAUUAUUUAUAUAACUUCAUUUCAAAAUAAGAUCAAUGCAGGUCA
This is a messenger RNA of Arabidopsis arenosa, 1229 nucleotides long. NCBI's taxonomy places the organism in Eukaryota, Viridiplantae, Streptophyta, Magnoliopsida, Brassicales, Brassicaceae. The record is from the annotation of a GenBank genome assembly.